Messenger RNA from Penicillium subrubescens, 1215 nucleotides. RefSeq lists its product as uncharacterized. The transcript is spliced from 4 exons. Bases 1 to 1215 code for a protein of 404 amino acids. NCBI's taxonomy places the organism in Eukaryota, Fungi, Ascomycota, Eurotiomycetes, Eurotiales, Aspergillaceae. The record is from RefSeq and is a predicted model, not a curated record.
AUGAUCUGGCAAGUCAAUCAAAAGGCGCUCCUGGGGCUUAUUCUGUUCACUACAAGCGCCCUGGCCGUGAAUUGCACCGCAGUCUCAGUCAAAUCCGAAAGUGACGCCGAAACCCUACGACAAAAUUGUCCAAUCAUCACAGGAAAUUUAACCAUCGGUCCAUUCCCCCAGAAUGUCAGUUCAGUACACAUCAAGCUCGAUGGUAUCGAGUUCAUCAACGGGAGUAUCAACCACGAGGCUGGCGACGGUGGCAAUACAUUCACAGUCUCCAGUUCGACCUUGCUAAAAGUUGGAGGGUCGGUGAUCUUCGGAGGAGAUGACGAUAAAGCCUGUAACGUGAACAAUUUUACCGCACCAAAUUUGAGCAUCGUCUCGGGCUCAUUCUGGAUAGGAACACGGUGUUCCGACUUGACAUAUUUGGACAUCACCAGUCUAGAGUAUGUCGAUUAUAUCCAUCUCGAGGGUAGAAGUCUCACCACCCUACGCCAUACGAAAUUAAGUAAUACCACUGGGUUGUGGAUCGGUGAUACUCUCAUAGACUCGGUCGACAGCCUAUUUAACAAUCCACUGAAUAUCACGGGUGAGGCUAUACUUGGAACACUACCAAAUGUGAGGUACGUGACAGUUGGUUUCCAAUCGGCGUAUUCACUGGAAGUAUUUUCGAAUACGACAGUGAUCCUGGGUGGCUCAUCAACCACAGAGAUGUCGCUGGAAUCUCUCCGGUUGUCAGGGUUGACAGGAUUGGAGCGCAGCCCGAAAUUGGAAUCACUCACAGCCGAAGUUGUGACAAUCAUGCCUACCGGGAACAUCUCACAGAUCUACCUCCCCUUUGAUGAUCUUAGAAUGCUGUCAGUUUCAGAAGCAGCGUAUUCAAACGUGGUGACGCUUCGUCUUCCAGCCAAGGCUGUGAACUGGACCGGCGGUUUCAUGCUCGAUGUCGUUCUUAGCCCAGGGCUCAACCUUUCUUCCAUGUAUGGGGUAGAUGAGCAGGGAAAUAAUAUCCAGACUUGGUACUGGCCAACCAAUGUCUCGUACAUUCGUAUCUCCGAGACUAUCGUUGCUAAUCCAUUCUUUGACACAUUUGUGGCCCAACAGAAUGGAUUGACUAAUGGCACAACUACCCCUUCAGUUCUGGGUGGAUUCAGCAUCACACCAUCGAAUAGAUCACAUUUCAAUUCGAGAGUGCUGGCCAUUAUUAUCAAGUACCAAGUCUAA